UUAUAUAGCGUUGACUCAGAGCACCGCGCGCACUCGCUGCAUGAAUGAGCGCGCGGAAGACACUGCAGACACUUUCAGCGCAGCACAGCUGCACGAGGAUUUCAAAGCCAUUAAACGAGAUGUGUUAUAGAAAAUAAACAUAAGCAAGAAAAGUAACACGACUAUAGACAAAUCUAAGAACCUUUUCACAGCAAGACUGAGUGGUAUAUUGGGACAGUAUGCAUUGUCAAGCAGAGGUGAGACUCGCGAACAGCGUGCAGCUGAAAGCAGCCAGAAGACGGUACAAGACUUUCAUGAUAGACGAGAUCCUCUCCAAGGAAACUUGUGAUUACUUCGAGAAACUUUCUCUUUACUCUGUGUGUCCCUCUUUAAUCGUCAGACCCAAACCUAUGCAUUCAUGCUCGGGCUCCACUCCUCUGAGAACGUACCCUCUCCUCUCCGUGAUCACGCACCAGCCUCCCAAUAGCAUCCCGCAGCUCUCUCAAUCUUCUCCUCACGGUCGGGUCCCGCACCUGUCCCUGCUCUCCCCCCAACACCCGCUGACCUCAGAGUCCACGCUCAGCGAGACGCCUGUCAGCAUCAGCAGCGAAUCAGAGACGGAGCACUCCACCUCACGACUGAAGAAACCCCGCCGCAGUCGCACCAUCUUCACUGAACUUCAGCUCCUGGGCCUGGAAAAGAAAUUUCAGAAACAGAAAUAUCUGUCCACUCCAGACAGAUUGGACCUGGCUCAAUCUUUGGGUCUCACGCAGCUGCAGGUGAAGACAUGGUACCAAAACAGACGCAUGAAAUGGAAGAAAAUGGAAACAAAAGAAGAUAUUUUGAAGAAGGUGCUUAAAGGAGGACACGAGGCUCCUACCAAGCCCAAAGGCAGACCAAAGAAAAACUCCAUCCCGACCACAGAAGAAAUUGAGGCGGAGGAACGGCUGGCGGCGCAGCAAGAGAGGUUACUAGCAGAAGGGCAAGGGGAGGUCUUCCAGUCUCACCCUCAGGAUCUGAGCACGUCUGCUACGCCAACAGACUCCGUCUGUUCAUCCGGACCAGAGACCCAGGAUCGAGAAGUGGCCUCGCCCUCUCUGUCAGAAGCCAUGACGACCAGCUAAACGCAUGGCCUUGCUAAUGCACAACCAAAGACAGCUACUGAAAGACUGUGUAUUUGAUGCUCUGUGGACUUGAGGAGUUGAAGGGCUCAGUAAGCCUGUGUUUGCGUUGGAUGCAGUGGCUACAAAAAUGAAUUGAACCAAUUUGGCGUGUUGACAAUGAGUGCGAAUGUCAUUGCAUACGAAGACAAAAGCGUACACUUUCAUUAUUAGGAUAGCAAAGCACAACUAUAAAGAAUAACAUUUUCUGGUUUUAAAUGAGAUCCACCUGGUUAAAAAUUAUAGGUAAAAAUGGUUCAGAAAAGAAAACAAUUUUGUGAAAAAGUCCAGCAUGGUUGGUUUGCAUACAUUUUUUACACAAAAUUGUAUGUUUUUCAUGUUAUUUUACAGUUAUCUUGUAAACUCGCUGUGUUUCUGUAAUUUUACAUUUACUAACCGUAUUUCAAAAACACAUCAAAGAAACGGUUAAAUAAAUCUCUGUAAAAUUACAGUUUAUGUACAGGUAGAAGAAAUCUUAUCUAAUGCAAUGAAGUUCAAAAAUUUGUAAGCGUGACAAGACGGCCAAAUAUUUUGGGGGGCAACUAUUACAUUGUAAUACUGCUUUAACUGAUUCUGUCAAACAGCUGCCUUUCUCAAAUGUGUCAGUAUUUUAUAAUGUGUAUGUAUAUGGUUUAAAAGACAUUAAUAUGCUGCCAGACUCACUAACAUAAAACUGAAUCACACAGACUCUCUCACACCGGUACAAGCAUGUUCUGUAUAGGCAAACAGUAAGUGUUUAUUUUUUCUGGGUAAAUUCCACUUUCCCUGUAAAUAUUACCUGUUUAAAUGCCACUGUAGUUUACGGGGCACCUGUGUACUGUAGCUAAGUGCCAAAACGUAUAUAUCUGAGAAGCUAAAAUUUCCCCCUUUUUUCUUUACACAUCUAUGAAGCUGCUGCCAUUAAAACUUAACAGGACGGGUUAGUAUGAAUACCAGUGUAAACAUGUACAGAGAUCUGGAUUUCACAUGAGAAACUGUUGCACUUUUCAAAGCAGGAUCGGCCAGUUUGGGUAUAGCUUAACUUUAUCCAUUAACAUUUUAAUGGACAAAGACACUGUCAACUGAGAAAGGAAAAGGUAAAUAAAUAUGGCCAACGAUAUUGAUUUAAGCAGAGCUUUUAAAGUGGCCUCUCUACGCUGAUGUUUGAAAAGCAAAAUAAUUUCGAUUGUGCUUUUCAUGUGUAGCAUGCAUCAAUUGGAUUGUAUCUGAACUGAAUCCAUCAAAUCACAAUUUUGUAUGUCUAACCUUUGCACAGCCAUUGGUACUAGUCUUUGAGGCUGAAAUACAUGAUACAUUGGCUAACAGAUGUAUCAUGCUAACUGUUGUAUGCUUCUUUUUUUAUUCCCUUUGUGAGAAAGAAAAACUUGAACCCUUUCCCCCAUUCUGUGGUGCGGUGCAGUAUAACGCCAUUAAGUGCAGACUGACUUUAUUACUUUAAGAAAAACUACUUAAUCUGUCAGAGACGCAAAGCAAUUAAUAAAUCACAUGAGUACAACCUGCAAAAACUGCCAGAAAUGAAAGUCUGGGACAUAUGGAAGCCCGCAGGUGCUCUGCACAUGCCCCAAUUUUACUGAGUGACAGAGUCUGCACAGCACGUACAUGCCAUAAGAUCUGAUGACGUCCAACCGUAGCUGCCUUUUACAAACACUUUAUUUGUAAAGUUUUAUUUUCUUCUCUGUUUGGCUAACACAUGCUGAAUAUAUUCCUUUGAUAUGAAACACUAAUCUUGGUGUAUAUACUGAGUAGCAUUUUGUGAGCGAAUAAUUUUGUAUUCUGUUUUGUAGAAGACUUUAGAUAUUUGAGGAAAAUCAAUUUUUUCACCCAUGCUUUCUGAUAUUUUUAUCGUAUGUGUGUGCGUGUUUGCAUAUUUAAUAACAUUUAAUAAAGAUGACAUUAAUUUUG
This is a messenger RNA of Triplophysa dalaica, 3041 nucleotides long. It is a transcript of the gene barx2, whose product is annotated as BARX homeobox 2. Bases 219 to 1103 code for a protein of 294 amino acids. Lineage: Eukaryota; Metazoa; Chordata; Actinopteri; Cypriniformes; Nemacheilidae. The record is from RefSeq and is a predicted model, not a curated record. Gene Ontology annotation, molecular function: RNA polymerase II transcription regulatory region sequence-specific DNA binding; DNA-binding transcription factor activity, RNA polymerase II-specific. The transcript has 5 exons. Gene Ontology annotation, biological process: regulation of transcription by RNA polymerase II. Gene Ontology annotation, cellular component: nucleus.